This is a messenger RNA of Trichoderma harzianum CBS 226.95, 1322 nucleotides long. RefSeq lists its product as hypothetical. The transcript has 2 exons. Bases 85 to 1104 code for a protein of 339 amino acids. The record is from RefSeq and is a predicted model, not a curated record. NCBI's taxonomy places the organism in Eukaryota, Fungi, Ascomycota, Sordariomycetes, Hypocreales, Hypocreaceae. Gene Ontology annotation, molecular function: triacylglycerol lipase activity.
AUCAAGCUGCUACUUCAACAACACCUACCAAGUUUCCAAAACCUCACCUUACACCUGAUGCUAUAGCCAAAACCUCGCAGAGCCAUGAAGCAAUGGCCCCAUUGGCGUGGCACUCGCCUCCCGCGCUCCCUGCUGAGCCUACAGCCAUCGGCCUCGCGGGUCUUUAGCACCACAAAACCGCUCCGUCACGAUCCUCGCAUUCGAGACCUCGGGCGACUUAUACACGAUGACUACGCUACUAUCCGCGAGACCUACGCUACGCCAAAGUACCCCAUUGUCCUGGCUCACGGCCUAUUCGGCUUCUCCGAGCUCAGAGUCUCGCCACUUCUACCCACGAUCGAGUACUGGAACGGCAUCAAGCAGGCCCUCACGGCAAACAACUGCACCGUCAUCACCGCCACCGUCCCGCCCUCCGGUUCCAUCGAGGAGCGCGCCGCCAAGCUCGCCGCCGACAUCCUCGCGCAAACAACCGCCGCCUCGCUCCCCUCCGCCCAGGACGCAGAAGGCCAUGCUUCGCCGCCCGCCGUCAACAUCAUCGCCCACAGCAUGGGAGGGCUAGACGCCCGGUACAUGAUCUCCCUGCUGCGCCCGUCAGGCAUACAGAUCGCCUCGCUCGUGACGAUUGCCACGCCGCAUCGCGGGAGCAGCUUUGCGGAUUACCUGGUCGAGCGCGGCGCCGGGCCGCUCCACCUGCCGCGGCUGUACGGCGUGAUUCGGCGCGCUGGCCUGGGCACCUCUGCGUUCGGGCAGCUCACGACGCGGUACAUGCGGGAGGAGUUCAACCCGCGGGUGCGCGACGACGAAGGGGUGCGAUACUUUUCGUACGGGGCGGCCAUUGACGAGCCUUCGCUGCUGGGGGCGUUUCGGCUGCCUCAUGGGGUUGUGGACAAGAGGGAGGGGGAGAAUGAUGGGCUGGUCAGCGUCAAGAGCAGUCGUUGGGGAGUGUACAAGGGGACGUUGAUGGGAGUUAGCCAUUUGGAUUUGAUUAAUUGGUCGAAUCGCGCGAGGUGGACGGUGAGGGAGUGGAUGGGCAUGAGGAGGACGUUUAAUGCUGUGGCGUUUUACCUGGAUGUGGCCGACAUGUUGGCCAAGGAAGGAUUGUGAUGAGAUUGUGUAUUAAUAUGUGUAUGUGUAAGAUUAGCAUCAGUGCAGGACCGGGAGCGAUUCACUAGAAGAUAGAAGGCGCGCGAGUGAGACGGGAUCGAAGUUUGUUUGAACAGUAGGAAAAGCUUUAUAUAAAUUGUUUAUAAUAUGGUUUAAAACUAGAUUGUUGUAUGAGGUAUCAGGAGUAUUAGAAUAUAGAGAACAUAGCAUCCUGUGGC